GCCCUCGCCGCCGGGCUGGGGGGAGUGGGCACCCCCGCGUGCCGACCCCUCGCUGUCGCCAGGCUGCUCCAAGCAGGCGCCCGGGCAGGCGUCCACGUGCGUUCUGCACUCGAGGGUCGCGUCUCAGCCCCGCAGGGUCCCGGCCGACCGCCGGGCCAGGGCGUGGCCGCGCGGCAUCGAGCCCCGCCCACCGCGCCCCGGGGGCGGGGCCAGCGCGUCACGUGACGGCGGCGGAGAGCGCAAGCGCCCCGCCCGGCGGGAGGAGGCCCGGGCCGCGACCCGGCCCCGCGCGCGCUGCUGGAGCCGCCCGGCCGCCAGCGCUUCCUGCACCCGCAGCGCCCCUCGCCCGCGGCCCCUCGCCCGCCGGCCCCGGGCUCGCCGGCAGCGGGAGCGGCCUCAAGAUGGACGAAGACGGCGGCGGCGAGGGCGGCGGCGUGCCUGAAGACCUCUCCUUAGAAGAGAGGGAGGAGCUUCUAGACAUCCGUCGGAGGAAGAAGGAACUUAUCGAUGACAUCGAGAGACUGAAGUAUGAAAUCGCCGAAGUGAUGACCGAGAUCGACAACCUGACCUCUGUGGAGGAGAGCAAAACCUCGCAGAGGAACAAGCACGUCGCCAUGGGGAGGAAGAAGUUCAACAUGGACCCCAAAAAGGGGAUCCAGUUCCUCAUCGAGAAUGACCUGCUGCAGAGCUCCCCGGAGGACGUGGCCCAGUUCCUGUACAAGGGCGAGGGCCUCAACAAGACCGUCAUCGGGGACUACCUGGGGGAGAGGGACGACUUCAACAUCAAAGUGCUGCAGGCCUUCGUGGAGCUGCACGAGUUCGCCGACCUCAACCUGGUCCAGGCCUUACGGCAGUUCCUGUGGAGCUUCAGGCUUCCAGGCGAGGCCCAGAAGAUCGACCGCAUGAUGGAGGCGUUCGCUUCCCGCUACUGCCUGUGCAACCCCGGGGUCUUCCAGUCCACAGACACGUGCUACGUGCUGUCCUUCGCCAUCAUCAUGCUCAACACCAGCCUGCACAACCACAACGUGCGGGACAAACCCACCGCCGAGCGCUUCGUCACCAUGAACCGGGGCAUCAACGAGGGCAGGGACCUGCCCGAGGAGCUGCUGCGGAACUUGUACGAGAGCAUCAAGAACGAGCCGUUCAAGAUCCCGGAGGACGACGGCAACGACCUGACACACACGUUCUUCAACCCGGACCGCGAGGGCUGGCUCCUGAAGCUGGGCGGGCGCGUGAAGACCUGGAAGCGGCGGUGGUUCAUUCUGACCGACAACUGCCUCUACUACUUCGAGUACACGACGGACAAGGAGCCCCGGGGGAUCAUCCCGCUGGAGAACCUCAGCAUCCGGGAGGUGGAGGACCCGCGGAAGCCCAACUGUUUCGAGCUUUACAACCCGAGUCACAAAGGGCAGGUCAUCAAAGCCUGCAAGACGGAGGCGGACGGCCGAGUGGUGGAGGGCAACCAUGUGGUGUACCGCAUCUCCGCGCCCAGCCCCGAGGAGAAGGAGGAGUGGAUGAAGUCCAUCAGAGCGAGCAUCAGCAGGGACCCCUUCUACGACAUGCUGGCCACCCGGAAGAGGAGGAUCGCCAAUAAGAAGUAGCUUCCCCGCCCGCACAGGUAAAAGUGACCGCCGCGCCCCGCCGCAGCCCGGACCCCCGACGGCCGGCCUUUCCCCGGAGGCGGGGCGCGCCGCACUCCCGCCCCGGCGGCCUCCAGGGCCCCCCGGUUCUCUGAAGCCUCUGUGCGCCCCGCAUUGGUGGCUCCCCUCCGCCGAGGGCCUCCGCUCAGCGGCCGGGGAGGCCGGCCGCGACGGCGUGUGCGACGGACUCGGGCCAUGGGCCCGCCCACGGGCCCACCCACAGACUCAGGCCACAGGCCCGCCCACAGACCCACGCACGCCAUCGACACAUGCGGUCACGGGGGUUGCUCGCCGCUUCGCAUCAGAGCAGCGGGGGCAAAGCUAUGGUUUCUAUCCAGACUUUUUCUCAGAUGUAUAGGAUUAUAGCUUUUAUAUGCCUUUUUCUAUUUUGAAAUUAUAACGAGAGAUACUUUCUAAUAGUAGUAUUUUUAGAACGGCAGCUAUAAACGUAACUCCUGACACACGUAUUUACCGUGCACUGAAAACAAACCACGUAGACACUAUAUAUGCAGCCGCCAGGGGCUCAGCGCCGGGGCGGGCGCUCACCGGUGUGGGGUUCGGGGCCCUGCAGGGUGCACUCCAAGUGCCACUGCUCUGGCGGGGGGGGGCCCUCGUCCCUCCUGGGGCCUCCUCGACGCGGACUGGGUGGCCCCACGGAUUCUUUAUAGGAAGGCCAAUCAUUGACAUUUACGGUGUGGGUGUCCCGUGAGCGCCGCACCCCAGCAGGGAUGCGUGUGGGGGGAGCCGUGUGAGACCACCGUACGGCCGUCCUGACCCCCACAAGCACAUGGUCAGCCCGCGGCCGCCGUCCUCGCUGUUCAGAGCCUUUGGGCAAAACGAGGCCCCUGUCCCUGACCUGGCAACUGACCCCGUACAUCCCUCAGUGUGACGAGCAGGUGUAAGCGGAUGUCAUCCCACCCGCUCUUCCAGAGAUCCCCUCUCCCGCCGCGCGGCCCCCAGGGUCUUCUGCAACUACUGGUGGGAGCCCCCAGCGCGCGCCGGCAGUGCGGCGGGCUGGUGCAGGCCCAGGGCCCGGGGCUCAGGCUGCCGUCCCCGGGACGUCUGCAGGGGCCCCCGCCCGCCCCCGGCCAGACUGAGACACGCAGGUGGACGGGGCCGGAGGCCUCUGGUCCUUCAGGACAGGCUCGAGACACAUGCCUUCUCUGUUGGGGGCUGUGUUUCCACCGCCAGGACCGCCUCGCCCGCCGGGGCUGUUCCGGUGGCGGGCCCCUCACCGUGCAGAGGCGCCUGCCGCUGCCCCGUCUGCGCAGGUGCACCCCGAACUCACACCGUGUCGGGCGCAAGUCCAAGGAGGAUCGCCCCAGACCGACUCUGCACUUGGGCGGAGGCACCAGCGGCAGGAGUCACGGCCCGUGAGCGGCCCAGCUGAGACGGAGGCCGCGGGCCCUGGGCGUGGCUUUAAGUCAUGCUCAUCUGCAGAGGGUCCGAGCCCUGGACUGUCCAGCGUCGUCAAACUGGCUCUGACAGCUUACUCCUGGGCUCCCAGGCCCCGUUCUUGUACCGAUACCUCAGAUUCACAAGUUUGGUUUGGGAGAAGACAAGACAUCCUUAAACAAGACAUCCUUGAAAUGCCCGAGACGCACACGCAUGGCUCUGGGGGGCUGCCUGGACCGCCCACCGCACGCUGUCCAGCAGUGCAGCCCCCAGGCCGGCCCUCCGGCGGAAAGAUCACUCUCUCACCAGGAUGUUCUGUCCUUUGUCUGACCCAGGGAGGCCCCUGGGGCUAUGGGGCUUUUCUGUCCCCUGAGUGGGGCCGGGAGGAGUGGACCUCAGGAAGCACUUGACGCGAGUGUUUCCCUGGUCGCCUGCGAGGGAGACUGGCCCGAGGGCCCCACCCAGGAGUGACGCAGGAAGCCGUGGUGCUCCGAGUCUGCACACCCUGCCUACCGUCCGGGUGUCACAGGGAACCACCGAGCCCCAGGCCUCGCUGUGACAGUAUUAACCUCGCGGUCAGGCAGGCCGGCUGCCUGCCCCUCGGUCCCACUGGGUGCACCCUCCCCCCUCCCCCGUGUCCGCGCGCAGUGCCGAGUUGCCGUCCCGCUGCCGGCCAAAGACGUGCUGUCCCCCAAGGGGCGCUGGGUGGACGCAGCAGCUCCCGCAGCCCCGCGGGCCUUGGUCAGCAGGUGAGGCUCAGCUGGACGACCCUGGACCCAGACAAGCAAGCGUCUUCAAGACCACAGAACGUUUUUGAGCAGUUUAACGUGGUACCAAGCUAUUUAUAGACGCAGCAGCAUUGAGUGCUUCCCGUGAAGCAAUGCAUAUAUAUCUACUAGACGUGCUUUGCUGAAAAGUUAGGUCUGUUGUAGACCAGAAGCCACAAGUGAUCUCGUUUUCUUAUUUUUUUCUUAGAAGACAUUUCUAUUACAGUAAAUAGUUAAUGUGUAAAUAAUGUACAUAUAUAUUGAUUUCUGGAGUGUUUAUUCAGUGUAUAUACUUCCACAACUUGCAUGAAAAAAUACCCUAUAUCGAUAUUUUGUUGUAAACAGUAAAACUGGAGGGUGUGUGGCUGUCCGACUGCAAACUCUGUGCUGACUAAAUAAAACCAGACGCACUGCUCACACAA
Messenger RNA from Phyllostomus hastatus (greater spear-nosed bat), 4224 nucleotides. RefSeq names its product cytohesin 3 (gene CYTH3). The transcript is spliced from 13 exons. Gene Ontology annotation, biological process: regulation of ARF protein signal transduction. NCBI's taxonomy places the organism in Eukaryota, Metazoa, Chordata, Mammalia, Chiroptera, Phyllostomidae. The coding region runs from base 402 to 1601 and encodes 399 amino acids. Gene Ontology annotation, molecular function: guanyl-nucleotide exchange factor activity. The record is from RefSeq and is a predicted model, not a curated record.